GGCUUAUGUGGUCAUUUACAAUUACGGGACUAUUCCUUUCUCCUUGGGUUUCUUCCUUGGGAAGUCUUCAGUGAACUAUGCUUGUUAUCAUUUCUUCUGCCCUUCAAAGAUCAAAUUCUCUGGUCGUCUGUUGUUAGCUUCUCGCCAUUAACCGUCUGCCGUCGUUCAUUCCCCUGGUCGCUGGUCGUCCCCCAGCUCGUCACUAAUUCCUUUUCGGUCCAACCCAGCCACGGACAAGGUGCCGCCGGCCACUCCGUUCUUGAUAGAGACGUUCUUGUAAUGAUCACACAUGGUGGUUCCAAAGGCAGCAGCCACCAAGUAGGCCAAUUCCUUCUUCUGGCCAUUAUUAUCUCUAUUAUCAUCUACAGUUGUGGGUAAUCAUCCUCUAUUAUCAUGGACCACAAAGAUAAUCAAUCACCUCAAGGUGGGUUAUCUCGGAUUCUUCUCGAAUUCUUGGAGGUUGCAAUCAGUUCAGUUGUUUUCCUUAAAGGAGUUUAUCCUUCUGGUGCUUUUGAAAGGAGGAGGUAUAUGAAUUUGGUAGUUCAGAGAGCUCACCACCCUGAGCUUAGAGAUUAUAUCCAUUCUUCAGUUUGGGGACUUUUUCCUUUCAUUGAAAAGGGUUUAGUUGAAAGAGUAGCAGUAAUCUUCUUCAACACUGACAACAACCCUGUGGAAAGAUUUAUAUUCAAGCUUGUGGUGAACCAGUCGUAUGGCUCUAAGGUGGGAGAAGCUGACUUGGAGUUCUCUCUCAGGUCGUUUCUGAUCAAGCUUUCAGUCUCAGAAUCAAUUACUAGAGUUCUUUCUCAUGAUUGCAGGUGGGAGAUUACGGCUUAUUUUCGAUCCCUCCCCGAUAAAAGUACAAGCAAAGAUGCAGAGUUAUGGAUUCCGACAGACACAAAGCAAUGGCAUCAACCUCCAUUGAUAACUCCAAUUAAGUCAAUGAGUAGUGAACCCCUGUGUGUUCAGUUAUACCUAGAACAUCCCAGUCUGAAUUAGGCUUCGCCAGUUUGACCUGCUAGACAGGUGCGCCACCCGUAUACUUGAGAACUUCUUAAAUGUGUUGUAAGAACUCUUGUGAGGACUUGUGCAUCAGUGCCACUAACUAGUGCUUCUCACCAAGUGUGCUUCGAAAUUAAAUAAAUAUCUAUUUAUAACAUAUGUAUAGAAAAAAAGUGUCCAAAAUUACUGUUCAGUAUUGGGAUUGGUUCGUCAUUUUUGUCAUUGCUCCAAUAACAAACACCUACAUAUUUUCAUA
This is a messenger RNA of Humulus lupulus (European hop), 1255 nucleotides long. Its product is annotated as DNA polymerase zeta processivity subunit. The record is from RefSeq and is a predicted model, not a curated record. Bases 394 to 996 code for a protein of 200 amino acids. NCBI's taxonomy places the organism in Eukaryota, Viridiplantae, Streptophyta, Magnoliopsida, Rosales, Cannabaceae. The transcript is spliced from 6 exons. Gene Ontology annotation, cellular component: zeta DNA polymerase complex.